This is a messenger RNA of Auxenochlorella protothecoides, 657 nucleotides long. RefSeq lists its product as hypothetical. Lineage: Eukaryota; Viridiplantae; Chlorophyta; Trebouxiophyceae; Chlorellales; Chlorellaceae. Bases 1 to 657 code for a protein of 218 amino acids. The record is from RefSeq and is a predicted model, not a curated record. The transcript has a single exon.
AUGCCCAGGGCACCUGCAAUUUCCAUGACGGUCAGGCUGGUCAGGGGGACCCCGCCCUUCUCCGCCCGGCCGAGCGUGCACCUGCCGAGGGACACCUUGAUGAAGGGCCAGCCAAGCGCCGCAGCAGCCGCCUCCUCCUCCCUGCCGUCCCCUAUUGCCACGAAGGCCGCGCUCCCCGGGAAGCGGUCACGCAGCCUGGCAAAGCACUCCAGCUUGCCGUGCACGCGAGAGGACAGCACGUCCCUGCCGGCGAAGAAGCGGUCCAGGCGAAACAGGGCCAGCUUGGCCAAGGAGGGCAGCAGGUCCGAGGAGGUGACGGCCACGUGCCGGACCUGGGGCAGGUGGUCGCGGACGCCAGCGUGCGGCGGGGUCCCCAGCGCGGCGCCCAGCAGCACCGGCAGGUGGGCAAGGCAGGCGGCCAGCAGCCCCUGCGCGGCCGUCAGCCAGCCAGCGGCCAGCGUGUCGGUGGCGUGCCAGAGCCGGUCGGAGCUGGGCAGCGCGGCGUCGGCCAGCAGGCCGAGGGAGUACCGCCGGUGCGCCUCCCGGUACCGAUAUGCCGCUUCCGGGGGAGGGGUGCAGGGCCCGGGGUCGUUUGACGCCGGUGCCGGCCCCUCACAGGAUUGGAUUCUUCCCACCACAUCCCCAUCAAAGUCGUAG